UUGAGCUCACCUGUGCGCUGCUCUCAUGGCCUUUUCGUUCCCUGAGGCGGGUCCCUUCUCAGAGGGUGUCACAGCGGUUGGUCCAGGCCCGCCCGUCCCGACAGACGCUUCCCUUGGGACUCCGCGGCCAGCCCACUCUUCCUUCCCACCCAGCUCUUGCCCUCUUUGCCCAGCAACAGAGGCCUUAACUCAGAGAAUGUCUCUGAUUGGCUGAAGAUAGGAGGGUCUCCCGCUCCUGGAAUCGGUUUUCUUCUUCUUCGCCUUGGCCUUGUUCCUUUAUUCCCCACAGGGACCAAGACUUACUCGGUUAAAGCAGCAGAGGGCAAUGGCCCUCCCAGCCAGGCUGGUGCUGGGACUCCACACUCUGGCGACCCUCCAGAGCCCCCAGGAAGCAGGGGCCAUCAAGGACUCACCCAAUACGGCUGACCACACGGGCUCCUAUGGACCAGCCUUCUACCAGUCUCACAGCGCCUCGGGCCAGUUCACCUAUGAAUUUGAUGGGGAACAGCUGUUCUCCGUGGACCUGAAGAAAAGCGAGGCCGUGUGGCGUCUGCCUGAGUUCGGCAAUUUUGCCCACUUUGACCCACAGGGUGGGCCGGCCAGCCUCGCCAUGAUCAGAGCCCACCUGGACGUCCUGGUGGAACGCUCCAACCGCGCCAGAGCCCCCAGUGUGCCUCCAAGGGUGACCGUGCUCCCCAAGUCUCGAGUGGAGCUGGGUCACCCCAACGUCCUCAUCUGCAUCGUGGACAACAUCUUCCCACCUGUGAUCAAUAUCACCUGGCUGCGCAAUGGUCAAACAGUCACCCAGGAAGUGGCCCAGUCCAGCUUCUACUCCCAGCCUGACCAUUCGUUCCGCGAGUUCCACUACCUGGCCUGCGUGCCCUCACCUGAGGACGCCUACGACCGCCGGGUGGAGCACUGGGGCCUGGAUGAGCCGCUCCUCAGGCUCUGGGAGCCCCAGGUGCCUACUCCACCGCCAGGUGCCACGGAGACCCUGCUCUGUGGGGGGCUGGCCGUGGGCCUGGCGGGCUUCCUUGUGGGCACCGCCCUCGUCAUCACAGGCACACGCCUGUCCAGCGCUCCCGGGUACAGAAGCCCCAGCAGUCUGGGAGGUGGCGGUGGACAGUGGACGACUCUGAGCAGGGCAGGGGUGGAGGAGCAGAGAUUCUGUGGGGAGCAGAGGGGUCAGCGAAGGGGAUACAGACAGCAGUGGGCAGGGAGGAGAAAAGCAGAGGUGGGGUGAGGCAGUGAGGUUUGGGGGAGGUGGGCGCUCAGGGCUAGGAUCCUGGAAUCGUGAGCUUGAACAACCUUGGUCGUAUGGUUUUUGCAUCUUUAGGCAAUGACCUCUCUGAGAGAAUCAGGUUGUGGGAGACACAACCCGGCCGGUUUCUGACGGCCCCUGUGUGCUCAGAGCCACGGUCUAUUAGCGCAUUCCCGCCGUGCUGACUUCAAACAGGAUCCACCUCUGUCCUAGGCCCCCUGCUGUCUGGCAGUACUCAUGGCAGGACUUCUGGGGUAGCACCCAGCUCCCUUUCUCCUUCAACACACGCACACUCACUCACACACUCCAGCUCUACCCAAAGCUCUGGCUAGCAGCACUGAAUUCUUUAAUGGUGUUUGCACCUUAUCUUUUUACCAGGUGUUGGCCACUUCUCCUGGGGUGUGAGGCAUGUGGGGAGCUGGCAGAGGGGACCCUGAGUGGUGACCACUAAGCCUGGCCUCAUGGUGCUGGGGCUGGAGCCAUCCUCAGGCGUCCACUUGGCCUUGCUCCACUUGGCCUGUUGCGUGUUACCAUUUCACAUGGACUUCACAAAAUGUGCCCCUGGAUUCAGACUAGCCCUGAAAGGGCCGCAGAGUAUCCUGUUCCUUGUGCCUCCCUCAACCAAGGACAGCUCUGAAGGGCGCUGGGAGAGGGGAGGCUCGUGGGGUUCCACUCCCAUCUGGGUUUGUGUGGUGUGAAGAGGCCAUUGGUGUCCAGCCAUGAUGCCAUCCCCUUUUUAUACAUGCCCUAGAGUCCCAUGCAUGACAGAGAGGUCCAAGGCUGAGAUAAGAUGGCUACUUCCCGCAGUGGUCGAUCACAGUAGGCAGGAGGCUGGCAGCAUCGAUGGGCAGGGCAUCUGGGAAGAGGGGCGGUCUAAGAGAGAUCCACCACAGCACUCUCUAAAUAUGUGGCCUGGAGGAUUUUAGUUUACUGAGAACAAAAUUAAAAACAAGCAAAGAGACAAGGAACCAUACAAGGUGGUUUUGUCAAGUACCGAAUGAGUGGUACAGACAAGUGGUUUUCUUCCAUCCGGAAGGUACAAAAGACUCACCUGAGAGCCUUUUGAAAGUGCAGGCCUCACCCAGACCUACUGGAGUAGAAUCUCAGGGAUGGGAGGGGCAGUAACAGGCAGCCUGUAGUUUUUAACAUGCUCCAGAUGAUUCUGCUGCGGCCAUGCUGGACCUCGGCUGUGGUCUGGGAACUGGGGCCCACUGGCCUAGUCUGGUGUUGUUGGAGAUUGUUGGAAGGAGGGAUCCCUGAGGUCGGAAGUGGACCAGGAAGGCUUUCUGGAGAACCUGGGUCCGUUAGGGCAUCGAAGGUGAUCAAGAUACAAGUAAGUGGGGGCAAGAUGGGAGUUUGAAUCAUAAUCAUUUGGUCCUGGAAAAGAAAGAAACCAAGAAAUGAUGGGGACUCGGCGGACUUCCCAAGAGAGAGUACGUCGAGAGAAAUCAAUGACCAGAAGACUCUGAUGGAAGUAGGGGAGGAUCGUCUUAGGCAAGGAUUUUGUUUGCUCGUGACCAAAACCCUCCUAAAAUGAGCACGUGCAAAGUAGAGGGUAUUUGCAGUAGAGACGCAGGCUGGAGCGCAAAAUCCAAGGACGUGUGCCAGCCAGGCUCACAGGGAGGAGAGCAUGGAGCUGGAGAGCCCAGGGACCUGGAGCUGCCCCCUGGUGCUGUCUCGGGGCCACGUGGUCUGUGUUCUCUAGACCGCUCUGCAUGUUACCCACAUUCUUCUCCCUCUGUGGACCGACUGUCCUUUUCAGCGAACACAUUCACCCUACAGCUCCCGACAAUGUGUCUCUCAGCUCUCACCACCUGCAGACCGUGUCUCCCAGUCACAAUUUUAAAUUCUUAGCAAAAUAAGUGACAAGUGACGGGCCAAACUUAGGGCAGGUGUCCAUCCCAGCCCUGUGUACUUAGAGCAGGGGGACAAGGAAAUAACAAUUUCCCUCAUCAGAUAAACUUGGCUGCCAAGCACCCAACUCUAGGGAGAGGGGUUGGGUUGUUUUCAGAGAAAGAAGUAUGGUUUUGUUCUCAGAAGACACUCCAAGAUAUGUCUGUCCCCAGCACGCCUGACAUCUGCUGAUCUUUUGCUUAAAAGUUUACUUGCUGCAUCAUUGGAAAGGUGUUCCUCUGAUCUCUGUCCUAAGGCUUAAUAAAGUCAUUAAAAGUGUUUCUUCUUUUGACCAAAAGAAGUGUGCUUUUUUCCCACUAUGCAUAUAUUACCC
This is a messenger RNA of Microcebus murinus (gray mouse lemur), 3488 nucleotides long. Lineage: Eukaryota; Metazoa; Chordata; Mammalia; Primates; Cheirogaleidae. The record is from RefSeq and is a predicted model, not a curated record.